Molecule: messenger RNA, 1147 nt
Organism: Drosophila ficusphila
Lineage: Eukaryota; Metazoa; Arthropoda; Insecta; Diptera; Drosophilidae
Product: carboxypeptidase B-like
Exons: 2
Coding region: 1-1062 (353 amino acids)
Biological process (GO): proteolysis
Molecular function (GO): metallocarboxypeptidase activity; zinc ion binding
Source: RefSeq, a predicted model, not a curated record
AUGUACCUACCAUUCUUUCUGAUCACUCUCUUUUUAAGUGGAUCCUUGGGGAUCUCAAUCCUUCGGCGACCGGAGUAUCAGACGGAUGACUAUUACACCUACGAGGAAAUCCAGGAGUUCUUAAAAGGCUUGGAAAAAAGCUAUAGUAAGCGAGUGAGGUUGACAGACAUUGGAAGGUCCUACGAGAAUCGAAAGCUGACCACGAUUACCAUCACAAAUGGAGAUGGUCGCAAGGACAAGAAUGUAAUCUUCAUAGAUGCCGGAUUUCAUGCCAGGGAGUGGCUCACCCACACAACCGCCUUAAAAGCUAUUAACGAACUGGUGGUGAAUUUCGAAGAGAAUAAGGAUCUUCUCAAGAACUACGACUGGAUUGUCCUUCCUCUGGUAAAUCCGGACGGAUACACAUUUACCCGAUCCGGAGAGAAGUUUACAAAUGAAACUAUCGUUUGCAAUUCGGAACGAGAUGUUAAGUGCUGGAGGAAGAAUAGACAACCCAAUGACGGAAAUUGCAUUGGCACCGAUCCCAAUCGAAAUUUCGCAAAGGGUUGGGGCGAAGGAGUUACCUCAAAUGAUCCGUGCAAUUUUACUUUUAUGGGUACUUCCCCAUUCUCGGCUCCGGAAUCCAAAGCAGUUGGAAAAGAAAUUUUAAGCCUAGCAAAUUCCAGACGAGGCAUAAUGUACCUAUCUUUUCAUUCCGCGAUUGGCAAUAUCAUGUAUCCAUGGAGUUAUGAUAGUAUCGAUGCUGAAAACGCCGAGGAACAUAUAGAAGUGGCCCAAUCUGCAGUGGAUGCCAUAGCCAAAGUUAAUUCUAUGGUUUCAUCAAAUUACUCAGUGAUUCCUGGAUAUAAAUUGUAUCCAGCCGGCGGAACGUCAAGUGACUUUGCCUAUGAUGUUGGCUUUCCGCUAUCUUAUACCGUGGAACUUCCGGAUUCAAGAGGCGAUUUGGUAUUUAAGUUCCAUCCACCAACGGAUCUCAUAAAGGAACUUGUGGAAGAAACUUGGAUUGGUCUGCGCGCGAUGGCAAAGAAAGUAAUCCAAUUGUAUCCAGUUAAACGUAGCUAACAAAUUGGUUGCUUUCAAGCCCACAAUUUUUCAGUUCUUAAACUUGGAAUAAAUAAAUAAAAAUGUUGUGACACUUAAAAAAAUA